Messenger RNA from Nilaparvata lugens (brown planthopper), 2029 nucleotides. RefSeq lists its product as uncharacterized. NCBI's taxonomy places the organism in Eukaryota, Metazoa, Arthropoda, Insecta, Hemiptera, Delphacidae. The record is from RefSeq and is a predicted model, not a curated record. The coding region runs from base 346 to 717 and encodes 123 amino acids. The transcript is spliced from 3 exons.
GCAUUACAUUGCAAUUUCCUCGUCAGAGAAAGAACUUGUGAUUUUUUCUUGAUUCUUGUUGACUUGGAAAAUGGAAAGCUGGAGUGGAAAUUGAGAAUUAGAAAAGUACUUUUAAUAAAAGUAGUGAAUAGUGAGCAGAUUUAUUAAAUUACUUUAUGAGUAAUUAUUAAAAUUAAUAGAACGUGCUUGAAUUCCAAUUUAGACUAUUUUUUGUACAUCUAUUUUCUUGUUCACUGACUGACCUUGCUGUAAAGAAUGUUAAUUUUGGGCAAUCAAGCUAGUUUCUUUUUGUUUUAUUGACGAUCUAACAAGGGAAUUCAUGGAAUUUCUUCUCAUCAAUGAAAAAUGUUUGCCGCCCGAGUGUUUUUUGUUCUUUUUUGCGCAGCAAGUUUGAUUGGUUGUUUGGAAGCGGUUGGCCGUUCAAACUCAAAUACGUUAUCACGCAGUGCAACUCAGAAGCAAGUCAAAUCGGUUUACAAUGGCCUUGACGUGGCCAAUGGAGGAGGAGUGCCGCAGGCAGGUGCUAGCCGGCCAGUCUCAACAACCAGUGAUAGCAGUAGCGAGUCUGAUAGAUCGUUCAGAUCAGCGUGGGGCAUCAUCACGCUUAUUAUAGUCAUAGUCGCGGGUGGAGCUACUGGCUACUACGUAACACUAUUCUAUCCUUUAAUUUGUAAAAAGCAAGGCAAGUAUGAUAUAAUGGAACAUUCCCCUGUAUAACAUUCCUUUGUUUUAUGUCCAUGACACUCAUUCUUUACCAAAAAUUUAGAACUAAGUUGUAUGCAUCAUAGUUUUUUGCUUUAAACUAGUUUUGUUUAUUUAAAUUAAAUACAGUACAUGGUUUUCAACUAGAUCUUGAUUUGAAUAUUUGUAAAAUGUUUUUCCAAUGUACUACAAGAAAGCCUUUUGCAAAAUAACAUCUCAACAACGACAUCUUUCAAAGUACAAAUUUUAUACUACUUAAUUUUAAUGUUUUAUAAUGUGCAUUUUAGUAUCCAUGAUUAGGGAAACGACUUUGAAUGUAAUAUUUACAUUAGAUGUUUAUUAUCUAUCGAUUUAAUAUAAUUUUACAAUGUUUCAACUCUGAUUGAUAUUGCUGUAGAGGUUAAAAUUUGAAAAAAAUGUAUUUUCAUUAGCUUUUCUAUUUUAAAGCUGAAAUUGCCUGCUAUUGGUAAUGCUCAAUAUACAAUCAUAUCUUUAACAAAGAUGAAUUAACAAAAGACUUGAUUUUUUCCAUUUUUUAGGAUAUAUUAUAUAUUAUUUUAUUGGAACUAAUUAGCGUUAUCAUUGCUGAAGUUGAGUUUUUUUUGUCAAUCACAUAAGAAAUUCAAUUAACGCUGAUUAUUUCCCUAUAUAUUCUUGUCAUACUUAUACUUUUUGUUUCAAGCAACUACUGCGUAUCUUUACGCAUAAUUUCUUAUUUCUUAUUAUUAGACUAAAUAUCUUAACAUUUUUAAUUGACUUUUUCAAUCUCAAUUUUGCAUAUUUAGAAAUGUGUCUUCUAUGUACUUGGGAGAAACUCUUCUGAACACUAUAUUUAUUGAUAUAGUAAUAUCUAUAUUAUUUAUUGAUUUCUCUCUCUACUAAAUUUCCAUUCUUGACGGAUGAAAAGUUUUCAUUCUUCAAUAUUCUCUAAAAAAAAGUUAUCAUUUACAUUACAUAUGAUAAGUUAACUGAAUACUGAUCGUAUUAUUUUUAGGCAGCACUCCCAUCAAUUUAAUACUACUACAUUUUUUACAGAGUGCGAAGAUUUUUUAAUGAAUAGGAACUACAUUUAGAUUUAUGUGUGAUCUAAAAGUACUUUGGGAUGAACUUUAAAACUAAAAAAAAAACUCUAGGGAUAAACUUUUCUAAGAAAAUUGUGUAGGUUGGUUUUAUAUGAUUAUACAAACUUGAAUACUAGUGUCAAGAACGUUCAAAUGAUAUUCUAUGCUUCCAUGUAGACUGAUAUAAUUAUAUCCAGUAAUUUUUGUAACUAUUUACACAAGACUUUUAUUUUUAUAAUGCGAAUAAAUUGAAGUGUAUAUUGAAA